AUGAAGUCGAAUUGGGCAGAAAGAAUAAAUAAUGCAGUUGCCAGGUCAAGGAUUGGCAAACACUUUCAAUUAGAAGGAUCCGGGCAUAGAAGAGAAAGAAAAGGCACUCGAUUUCUUACUGAAAUACGUGCCGGUCUCACUGUCUUUUUUGCUAUGGCUUACAUUAUUUCUGUGAAUGCCUCCAUCAUUUCUGAAAGUGGUGGUCCUUGUGUUUGCACGCCUACACCCGAGGAUCCUACCUGCGAUAAUAAUCAAGAAUAUAUGUCUUGUUUAUAUGAAGUCAAAUUGGAUCUGAUUAUGGCUACAUCCAUCGUGGCUAUGAUUUCAAGUGUUCUUAUUGGUGUUUUUGCAAAUUUGCCAUUGGGUAUGGCACCUGGUAUGGGUUUGAAUGCUUAUUUCACAUAUACGAUUGUCGGUUAUCACGGUUCCGGUAAUGUUUCUUACCAAACCGCUUUGGCUGCUGUGUUCAUCGAAGGCAUCAUUUUCUUUAUUUUGUCUCUCUUUGGUGUGCGUCAAUGGUUUGCACGUUUGAUCCCAAUGAGUAUCAAAGUGGCCAUGGGGUGUGGUAUCGGUCUCUACCUUUGCUUCAUUGGUUUACAGUCCUCGGCCGGUAUCGGUCUUGUCACUUUGAAUUUAUCUACUUUGGUUGAAUUAGGUGGCUGUCCUAAAGCAGCGCUGGAUGCCAACGGUGUCUGUCAAUGGGGCCAUAUGGAAUCAGGCACCAUGUAUAUGGGUAUUCUUGGUCUAUUGUUGAUGGCAUUGUUGUUGAUGUAUCGUGUGCGUGGUGCCAUCUUGAUCGGCAUCGUGGUCAUUGCCAUUACAGCCUGGCCUCGAAACAGCCCCAUCACUUAUUUCCCUUACACACCGUCUGGCAACGAAAUGUUUGAUUUUUUCAAAAAGGUCGUUACCGUCAACAAGCUCAAGCAUGUCCUAGGAAACUUUGAUUUCAACCUCAGCUCAAAAGAUAUCUGGAUUGCUUUGAUUACUUUCCUUUAUGUCGAUAUUUUGGACACCACAGGUACCAUGUACUCAAUGGCCCGUUAUGGUGGUUUUACCGACAAGUCGGGCGAUUUCGAGCAUUCCACGCGUGCGUUCUUGACCGAUGCCUGCUGUGUUACUAUUGGCUCCUGCUUCGGUACCUCCUCUUGCACCACUUUUGUGGAAUCCGGUGCAGGUAUUGCUGAAGGUGGACGUACAGGCCUUACCGCCAUUUCGGUUGCAUUUGGCUUUUUUGUGUCCAUUUUCUUUUCACCUAUCUUUGCCAGUUUCCCUCCUUGGUCGACCGGGCCCGCCUUGGUUCUGGUAGGCUCAAUGAUGACUUCAAGUGCACGUAAUAUCAACUGGGAUUAUCCUGGGGAUGCUAUUCCUUCGUUUAUCACGAUGGCGGUGAUGCCUUUUACUUAUUCCAUCGCUUACGGUGUCAUUGGCGGUAUUAUUGCUUACAUUAUCAUCAAUGGUUUUGUCUUAAUUGUGGAUAAGGUGUCGGGUGGACGUAUUCAUCCUGACUAUUCUCAACGUGAAGACUGGUGGACGGCUGUGCUCGGUCGUUCCUUUGUUCCUUUGUGGAUCCGCUACCUGAUAGCAAGAGCUCGUGGUGAAAAAGACUUUGACUGGCAUCAAGAUGAAAUGGAUUUAGAUGAGCCGCAACCCUUCCUUUCCCUUUUUCAAACUCUGUAAAUUAUUAUAUUAUCUUGACUUUUAUAGAAUUGUAUAUCUCCCUGCUUCCUUGUAUCAAUAAUAUUUAAACAAAUAAACACAUUUAAAUGGUGGUUUUUUUUUUCUGUCUAUGUCGAUGGUUUUUUUCAUACAAGUGUUCAAUGAAAAAAUGUGGGGUGGGGAUGGGCAGGCGUGCGAGAAGCCUUCUUUUUCAGUGAGACAGCGGAGUUUUACCAACCUUUCUU
This is a messenger RNA of Mycotypha africana, 1901 nucleotides long. Its product is annotated as permease family-domain-containing protein. The transcript has 3 exons. The record is from RefSeq and is a predicted model, not a curated record. Bases 1 to 1677 code for a protein of 558 amino acids. NCBI's taxonomy places the organism in Eukaryota, Fungi, Mucoromycota, Mucoromycetes, Mucorales, Mycotyphaceae. Gene Ontology annotation, molecular function: purine nucleobase transmembrane transporter activity. Gene Ontology annotation, cellular component: plasma membrane. Gene Ontology annotation, biological process: transmembrane transport.